This is a messenger RNA of [Torrubiella] hemipterigena, 4888 nucleotides long. The record is from the annotation of a GenBank genome assembly. NCBI's taxonomy places the organism in Eukaryota, Fungi, Ascomycota, Sordariomycetes, Hypocreales, Clavicipitaceae.
AUGACCGUCUCGCCCUGUACAAACGACGACGCCUUUGGCCCAACCGUCAGCGGGUGCCGGGACGACUUUGACUUUACCAUCGUCUUCCAACAGUCUAUCCUGUCCAUUCUGCCCAGCGCCUGCUUCAUCACUCUUGCUUUACUUCACUUGGUUUUCCAAUGGCGACAACGGCAUCAAACUGGAAAUAUUACCCUGCGCAAUACAAAGGUCGUUCUCCUUACAGUCUACGCGGCACUACAGACGGCUCGGUUAGCUCUAUCAGCCCAGCAGAUUGCUGGACAGCAUGGCUUCUACCCUCUAUCAUCAGUGGCUGCCGCCUUGACCUUUGUUGCCUCUCUUCUUGCUAUUGUCUUAUCAUACUCGGAUCACGUCCGUUGCCGCAAACCAUCUCUCUUGCUCGAAGCCUAUCUCUGUUUGACUCUGCUUUUUGACAUUAUUCAGACGCGUACCGCCUGGCGAUCGCAGCUUACCACAAUUGCCCCUUUGUACACCACUGCUACUGUUGUCAAGGCCAUCAAUCUGGUCCUGGAAGCAGUUCCCAAAUCCGAAUUCACUGGUUAUGAUGCUCUUCCCAGCCCCGAGGAGACCAGUGGCCUCUUUGGCCGCAGCACAUACUUUUGGAUCAACAAGCUCUUCUACCAUGGCUAUCGCAGUCCUCUUCGCAAGGAAGACUUGUAUCCUCUCGAUACCAGUAUGACGGCUACCGUUUUACACGCCAAUCUUCAGCUCACCACCGAAACCAAAGAGGACGCCAAAAACUCCAUGGCUCCCGAACCCCUGCGCAAUGUGUGGUGGACGCUGCUUGGGCCUUUCUUGUUACCCGUUGUGCCUCGACUGGUUCUAGUCGCUCUCAAGCUAUCACAGCCGCUGUUUAUCCAUACCAUGCUCGACUACCUCGCGUUGUCCAAGGAAGCACGCGACAAGAAGUACGGGUAUAGCCUUAUUGGGGCAGCCUUUUUCAUCUACACAGGCAUUGCCCUGUCUUCGGGCAUCUACCAGUCUUACAACCAGCGCUUUGUAUACAAGCUCCGCGCAACGCUUCAUACUACCAUCUUCCGCAAGACAACACAAGUAAACGCUACUGCAGGUAGCGACACAGCCGCAAUCACGCUCAUGAGCACGGAUCUCGAUCGUGUCGUGCGCGGUGGCCAGGUCAUUCACGAGCUGUGGGCUAUCCUGGCACAGGUUGCCAUUGGUUGUUAUCUUCUUCAAGGCCAGCUCGGUGUUGCUUUUAUCUCUCCCCUUGUUGUUAUUGCGGUAUGUUCUGUGUUGAUGGUUGCUGUCUCCAGACCGGUUGACAAGCGCAUGGGCACCUGGAUGGAACAGAUCGAGAAGCGAGUAAGCUUGACUGCCUCAGCCGUGGGCAAUAUGAAGGCUUUCAAAAUAUCGGGUCUUGCAGGUGUUGUCGGCUCACUAAUUCAGAAUAUGCGCGCUGUGGAAAUCACUGUUGGUAAGCGAUUUCGAUGGCUCGUCAUCUUUGCUAUUGCUCUGGGUGCUGUCCCUUCUGCCUUUUCUCCUGUGAUCACUUUUGCUGCAUCCACCAAGACACUCAAUGUGGCUACAAUCUUCACUUCCUAUUCUUACAUCUACCUCAUCACUGCUCCCUUUACCAUCAUUUUUAACUCUGUCUUGCCCGUUAUUUCGGCGUUUACUUGUAUGGGACGCAUUCAAAAGUUUCUCGUCUCCAAGCCUAGAGUCGACUUUCGCUCGUGGGAGCGUGGCUCUACUGAAUCUGAAAAGGGUACUGGUGAGGGGGAGAGCGCUCUAGCUUUCCAGAUUGAAAAUGGAAGCUUCGGCUGGUCUGAAGAUCAAAUGAUUCUUCGCAAUAUCAGCUGCGAGAUUCCCUUGAAUGCCCUCACCAUGGUUGUUGGCCCCGUUGCAUCUGGAAAAUCCACGCUAUGCAAAGUCUUGCUCGGAGAGGUCCCUAUUCACUCCGGCAAAACCUCCGUCUUUCUUCCCAGUGGCAGUACCAUUGGCUACUGCUCACAAGAACCGUUUCUAUUCAAUACGAGUCUCAAGAGUAAUAUUGUUGGUCGUUCUAUUUUCAACCAGCAAAAGCUUGAAGAGGUCAUCUCGGCUACGAUGCUCACUGCCGAUAUCGAUGCGCUUGAUAAUGGUAUUGACACGGUUGUAGGUAGCGGCGGCACUACUCUAAGCGGUGGCCAGAGACAAAGAGUCGCCGUUGCCCGCGCCCUCUACUCUGGCUGCAAAGCUAUUGUGUUUGAUGAUGUGCUGAGCGGACUUGACGCAAACACAAACUCAAAGCUAUUCCAGCGCGUCUUUGGACCAACUGGAUUCACGAAGACGCAUGGAAUCACUGCUCUUCUCUGUAGCCAUUCUACUGGCCAUCUUCCCAGUGCGGAUCAUGUAAUUGUUCUCACAAAGGACGAAGCAGUAUCUCUUCAAGAGGGUUCUCUAAAGCAGCUUGAAGUAAGCAGCGACUACAUCGCGAAAUUAGAUCUCGAGUCCCGUGGGAUCUCCAACCACGAGGCCGGUCCUUCUGUUACUUCCGAUCAGGCAACUGUGCAUAAUGCUAGUAGCAGCCGCAAAAUGACGUCAAAAAACGAAGAGGAUGAAGUGGAUUCAUCUGUUAGCUCCGGGGGUGACUGGGGUGUGUACAAGCACUGGUUCAGAAACGUCCACCCGCUAUCUACUAUUGGCCUUGUCUUUUGGGCCGUUAUUCACGGCUUCAGCUCCAAUUUUGGCGUCAUCUGGCUAAACUACUGGUCUCAAGAUACCUACAGCCGCAGCCACGUCUUCUAUGUCGGCAUCUACGGUCUCAUACAAGCCAUGUUCAUCAUCUCUUGGGUUGCGAGCUCUGUGGAAAUCUUCAUCUCCAUGACCACCUUUGCUGGCAACUCACUUCACAAGGCUGCCCUCAACACUAUCCUCACUGCCCCUCUCAAGUACCUUACAACUACAGAAAUUGGUGUCAUCACUAAUCACUUUUCCCAAGAUAUGACGCUUGUUGAUGGCGAGUUACUUUACGCGUUCUUCUUUUUUGCACUCAACGUUACCGAGGCAUUCGGAAUGGCUGUUGUCAUUGCGAUUGCUACGCCAUACCUUGCUAUUGGAUACAUUAUUCUGUUCGCUGUUCUGUACUUUGUACAACGCUUCUACCUGCGUACGUCAAAACGCAUGAGACUGCUUGAUCUGGAAGCCAAGAGUCCCCUGUACACCCACUUUCUUGAAACCAUCAAGGGAAUCACUACUGUUCGCGCCUUUGGCUGGGUUGACCAGGAUAUCGCCGAGAAUGACAGACUGCUAGACAACUCGCUGCAGCCUGCGUAUCUGCUAGCCAUGAUUCAGCAGUGGCUUCGCACCGUUAUGCAAUUGGUCGUGGCUGGCCUCGCCGUGGUACUAGUCUCACUGGCCACGCAACUUGAUCCGAAUGUUGGCCUUGCCGGAACUAGUUUGGUCACGCUGUUAGCCUUUGGUGGCUCUCUGUCUGAGCUUGUGCAGGGCUACACCGAAUUGGAGACGAGCAUUGGUGCUGUUGGCCGCCUCAAGAGAUUUAGCGACUCUGUUGCCCCCGAGGAUCAGUCUGGUGAGACUCUUGAGCCGCCUGACGUUUGGCCAGAUACUGGUGCUAUCGAGUUGAAGGGCGUAUCUGCAUCCUAUGAUUUCGAUCCUGCUGCUAUUGCUACAGGUCAUAAUUUAAGCUCAUCAGCCAGCUUGGUGAUCCGUGAUCUUAGUCUGAGAGUGCCAUACGGGCAAAAGCUGGCCAUCUGCGGUAGGACAGGCAGCGGCAAAUCUACAUUAUUGAUGCUACUUCUGCAUCUUAUGAACCCUGCCAGUGGCACCGACGACACCAUUGUCGUAGACAAUGUUCCUCUAUGCCGUGUCAAGCGCGAGCUGCUUCGAGAACGAAUCAUUGCACUUUCUCAGGACCCUGCUCUACUACCUGAUGGGUACAGCAUCAAACUCAACCUGGACCCUGGCGGUCAGGCUUCUGAGGCUGAUUGCAUAUCCGCAUUGAAUGCUGUUGGGCUCGAAAAGUUUGUCAGCGACCGUGGUGGGCUGGAAUCUACCAUGUCGUCCGAUGAUCUUAGCAUGGGCGAGAGACAGCUGUUCUGUCUUGGCCGCGCCAUCUUGCGCAAGCGUGUAAAAGCGGCCAAAGCGGCCACCACAACUGGCAAGAUUGGGGGUAUCCUGCUGCUUGAUGAGAUUAGCAGUAGUGUGGAUCGUGACACAGAGAAGCGCAUUCAAGACAUCAUAGCUACGGAAUUUGCGGAUUACACCGUCAUUGCUGUAUCUCAUCGCAUCCAGACUGUGAUGGACUAUUUUGACCGUGCUAUUGUGCUCAAACGAGGCACGCUGGUCGAGUCAGGCGCGCCAAAGGACUUGGCUAAGACGCCUGGCUCUCUAUUUAGCGAUCUGUGCAAAAAUGACGGUGUUGCUAUAGAUGCUGUGUAAGAUUCAGCGUUGCAUGAUGCAUAUAGUACCACUGUGGCAUUUGAAUACAAGGUCCCAAACCCUCACCAGUAGAGCUGAGCAGUCGCGAGGGAUGCAGCGGUUUGAAAGACAUUGGAUGCCUGCGAUGUAGUGGCCAUAGUUUCACCACAGGGAGUUGAUAACCUAUUCUAGUAAUCCGCCGAUCUCACGGAUGGUAGAGUAGAUCGAUCAUGUCUUGGCGCGCCUCUUUUAGGGCCCAUAUUCGAAUUUGCAUUUGCGAGUAACAAAAACCUCGCUUCGUAUAACCCACAGUCUAUAUAGAAAGCAAUUAAUUUUCAAAGCAGCUAAUGAAUAACGAGUGCCAUACAAAGCGGAGAAAAACAGCGGGUAUAUCUUCAACUGCGCUCUGGAAAGGUACAGGCUACUAAAUAGUGGCGGUGCAUUGGCAGACAGACCAACCCCGCUGGGUAAAUACGGAUGGAUCGAGCCGAUU